Solanum pennellii is the source of this 1469-nucleotide messenger RNA. RefSeq lists its product as uncharacterized. The transcript has 2 exons. Bases 723 to 1454 code for a protein of 243 amino acids. Lineage: Eukaryota; Viridiplantae; Streptophyta; Magnoliopsida; Solanales; Solanaceae. The record is from RefSeq and is a predicted model, not a curated record.
UACGAAGCUAUAAAUAAAUAAUACGUAAAAAGCAAAUCUUUUCAAGUCUCUUACAAUUUUCAAAUUAUUGAGAAUGUUCAUUUAAAAGCUGACUUUUAACAACCAACCCCAAACAUAAAAUCAGAGUUGCAACCACCAUCGCACCAAAAACUUUACUAUAAGGAUGAAAUAAAAGUACGUCACCCCGUAAGUUAAUAAUUAUAAAUUUUUAAUCGAGUAAAAAACAAAAAAAUAAAUAAAAAAUAGAAGUAUAUUUAUGACUUAAUCAAUGGAUCUACACAUAAUAAAAUGAAAAAUUACUUAAAUACACUCCUUUACUUACCUUAAUAGCCAUUUAUCCCUACUUAUUAUAAAAUUUUCAAAAAUCCCUUAUUUCCCCCAAUUAAUAAAAUAUGUAAGAUACAUAUAGAUAUCCCACCGUUUUUUCAGCCAAUUACCAAGUUUUACUUUACAAAAAUAAAAUCCUAUUUUCAGGCUACCCACUUCCCCAUUAAUAGCCCCAUUAAAAGUUACCAUAUUUAAUUUUAUUCCUAAAAUAUUUCCCCACGUUUAGGAGCAAAAUUUUCUAUCAAUUUGAAUUUCAGUAGGAGUAAUGCAGCAAAUUUAUUCUAUCAAUUUGAUUUUCUGUAGGAUUCUCCCUCAAGUAUUUAAAUUUCUAAGUUUUUAAAAGGUAAGAAUUUUAGUCUCCAUUUUUCUCUUCUUGGUGUGCUUUUACCGAUAAUAUGGAACAGGGUCAAUCUAGAGAUGGUGAUUCUAAUACUAAUGCUAAACGUGUGUAUGAUUCUGAUGAUGAAAUGUGGGCUGAGAACAGAUCAAAGAGAUUGCAUGACCCAUUAGCGAUGAAGAACAAGAAUGUACUCGAGCCAAAGAAAAAGCUUGAAGAAAUCCCUAAAAAAAGGCGAAGAAAAGUUACACAUGUUGUUUCCCGACCCACACUUCCUAAGGGCAUGAAUUAUGUUAUAAAAAAAAUACCAGCACAUCCAUUGAGGUUUGGAGCGACGUUCAAUUUUGAUUUUGUGAAUAAAAUCAAAUUGUCAAUAAAGGAUGAAUGCGUUGAAAUGUUCAAGAAAACAAUUUUUGGACCAUAUUUGGACAUUCCAAAAUGUAAUUUCCAGGGUCAGAUUACUAAGUGUUUGUUGUUGUUGGAGGUGCAACAUGAAAACAAAGAUGUAUUGCAUGUUCGUCAUGCUAAUGGGAAUGUAUUGGUGUUUGGUAUGAAGGAAUUUGCCAUUGUAACUGGCCUUAAAUGCAAAGGAAACGUUAAGGAUUUUUCAUAUCCUAAUUCCACUCCGAGCUGGUUAUUACAAAAAUAUUUCCCUGAUUGUCAUACAGGUAUAACCAAGAGUCGCUUGAUACAGCGUUUUGCAAUGGGUAAUUGGGAGACCACACAAGGAAUCCGUGGAAAUGGCAAUAUUAUACUUCAUCAAUACUUUCCUGUUAUGCCAUCUUGGUGAGACCUAUAGCUUAUU